GAAUGAUGCGUGCAAAAUAAGCGUGCGGCCGCUUCACCCGCACAUGGGCCCGCUGGACUUUGGGAGCCAUCUACACUACCUACCGGCAUACUGACGUGACGACAGCACAAUAUGUUGCCUGCCCAAUCCGGCAACUGAACUAACCCUGGCUCAACUUUAACUCAGAAACAACCUUCCAAUGGCAUCCCACCCCUCGUAUCCUACUGGCAACCUUGCACAGGAAUGCGGUAGUGAUGCUUGCUCGUUAUUGAUAUAUAAGUCCGUGGCACCGCCAUCGAGACACAUUGUGAUAUUCCAACAACAUGCCAGCUUCUUCCAUCUUUUGUCUACAUAAAGCAAUCAAGCCAGCAUUCACGGCUCGUACGAGAUCCAUCUACCAGUGCGCCCACAUCAGCAAGCCCUCUUUAUACAGAAACCACCGCUCCUCAUUCAGCACCAUGUCUCCGCUAGCCCCCUACGCUGAACAGCACAAGAACAUCACCGGUCCCGGAGACGCCCGUCCCACGGCCAUUCAAAUCGUUCAAGACCAAGGCCUCGUCGGCAAAUGGGCUGGCAAGGUCGCCAUCGUCACGGGCUGCUCCCCCGGCGGCCUUGGUCCUGAGGCCGCCAGAGCCCUUCACGUCACCGGCGCCGACGUCUACAUCACCGUCCGCGACGUUGCCAAGGGCGAGGAAGUUGCCAAGGAUAUCCUCUCCGACGGCAAGCCCGGAAAGGUCCAGGUCAUCAAGCUGGACCUCGGAUCCCUCGAGAGCGUCAGGCAGGCUGUCAAGGAGUUUCUGAGCAAGUCCGACAAGUUGAACGUGCUCAUCAACAAUGCUGGUGUUAUGGCCUGCCCCAAGGCCAAGACUGUCGAUGGGUUCGAAAGCCAAUUCGGCACCAACCACCUCGGUCACUUCCUCCUGUUUCAGCUCCUGAAGCCAACCCUUCUGGCAUCCUCAACCCCCGAAUUCAACUCCCGCGUCGUAUCCGUCUCGUCGUCGGGCCACCGCCAGGGCAGGAUCCAGUUCGAGGACUUCAACUUUGACCACACCGUCGAGUACCAUCCCUGGACGGCUUACGGCCAGGCCAAGCUCGCCAACAUUCACUUCGCCAACGAGCUCGACCGCCGCUACGGCUCAAAGGGCCUCCACGCCCUGAGCCUCAUGCCGGGCGGCAUCCGGACGCCGCUGCAGAGGCACGUGCCCGAGCUCAUGGAGGCGCUCAACGACCCGGAGAUUGCCAAGUGGAUGAAGACACCCGAGCAGGGCGCCGCGACGUCGGUCUGGGCCGCCGUCGCCAAGGAGUGGGAGGGAAAAGGUGGCAGGUACCUUGACGACGUCGCCGAGGCCGAGGAGGUCACACCCGAGGGCUGGGCGGCCAGGCCUGGGUACGCGCCGUCCGCCUACGAUCCCCCCACGGAGAAGAGGCUGUGGACCGAGAGUCUCAAGCUGGUCGGGCUCGAGGACGACGCGUGAUCGGGCGUCAAGACGUGACGUGACGGUGGUGAAGGCUCGACAUGGACAUUUUGUAGAGCAUUAGAAUUUUUAUCCUUCGAUCUGUUUCUAUACCCAGGCGGCGACUUUGCUGAAACG
This is a messenger RNA of Colletotrichum destructivum, 1571 nucleotides long. RefSeq names its product Putative short-chain dehydrogenase/reductase SDR, NAD(P)-binding domain superfamily. The transcript is spliced from 3 exons. NCBI's taxonomy places the organism in Eukaryota, Fungi, Ascomycota, Sordariomycetes, Glomerellales, Glomerellaceae. The record is from RefSeq and is a predicted model, not a curated record. The coding region runs from base 303 to 1454 and encodes 383 amino acids.